This is a messenger RNA of Hevea brasiliensis (rubber tree), 1519 nucleotides long. Its product is annotated as GDSL esterase/lipase At3g26430. Bases 280 to 1422 code for a protein of 380 amino acids. Gene Ontology annotation, molecular function: hydrolase activity, acting on ester bonds. The record is from RefSeq and is a predicted model, not a curated record. The transcript has 5 exons. Lineage: Eukaryota; Viridiplantae; Streptophyta; Magnoliopsida; Malpighiales; Euphorbiaceae.
UUAGUUGAUGAAAUUUCAAGACUACCUGCAUUGUGUAAAAUAGUUAUGGAACGCACCAAAAUAGUAGCAAACUCCAGCCACAUAUAUCCAAAAAUAGCUUAAAUUAAUUGGACUUGACCGUUGCCAAAAGAAACAGAGAAGAAACAGAAACCCAGGCCAAGACAGAUAAAGCAAAGGCCAUUCCCAAACCAGAUCUCAGGGCUCAUCAAUUCCCAAUUCAAUUUCUCAUUCUUUCUCUCCUCAGAAAAAAUCUCGAUCUUUCUUCUCUUUCUGAUCUCAAUGGAGUCUGGGUGGUUGAGACAUGUUGUGUUGGGCUUGGUCUUCUUGGUAUCAAUGGCAUCAGUCUUAGAAUCUUCAUGUGAGUUUCCUGCCAUAUUCAACUUUGGGGAUUCAAAUUCUGACACAGGUGGGCUCUCCGCAGCAUUUGGACAAGCCCCUGCUCCCAAUGGGCAGACUUUCUUCCACCACCCUGCUGGUCGCUACUCCGACGGCCGUCUCAUCAUUGAUUUCUUAGCGGAGAGCUUGGGAUUGCCAUAUCUGAGUGCCUAUUUGAACUCAGUAGGUUCAAACUUUAGCCAUGGAGCCAAUUUUGCCACGGCUGGAUCAACCAUCAGACCUCAAAACACCACCAUGCAUCAAAGUGGGUAUAGUCCAAUUUCAUUAGAUGUACAAUUGGUUCAAUUCUCAGACUUCCACAAAAGAUCCCACGAGUACCGUAAUCAAGGGGGUGUUUUUGAGACAUUGUUGCCCAAGGCAGAUUACUUCUCAAGUGCUUUGUACACCUUUGAUAUUGGUCAGAACGACCUCACUGCUGGUUACAAGCUUAAUUUGACCAUUGAACAAGUAAAAGCUUCUGUCCCUGAUAUGCUUGCCCAAUUCUCCAAUGCUGUUAAGGCUGUGUAUGCUCAAGGAGGAAGAUCAUUUUGGAUACAUAACACAGGCCCAGUGGGUUGUCUUCCCUACUCUUUGGACAGGUUUCUAAUCACAGCAUCCCAAAUAGAUAAAUAUGGUUGUGCUAGUCCAUUCAAUGAGGUGUCUCAAUAUUUCAACCGGGAAUUGAAAGCAGCAGUGGUUCAACUCAGGACAGAGCUUCCUCUGGCUGCCAUUACUUAUGUAGAUAUCUAUUCCCUCAAGUACAAACUAAUAACUCAAGCCAAAAAAUUUGGAUUCACAAAGCCUUUUAUAGCUUGUUGUGGCCAUGGUGGCAAGUAUAAUUACAACACAUUAGCAAGAUGUGGUGCCAAGAAGAUUGUGAAUGGGAAGGAGGUGAUUAUAGCCAACUCUUGCAAAGAUCCAUCUGUGAGGAUAAUUUGGGAUGGAGUUCAUUACACAGAGGCAGCUAACAAAUGGAUUUUCCAACAAAUUGUGAAUGGAUCAUUCUCAGAUCCACCAAUUCCAUUAACAAUAGCCUGUCAACACUGAUCUUCUUGUAUUUUCCUUUCUCCACCGUUGUACAUUUCAAUGAUUGAGCUCUAAAACCCCAAUAAAUUAUAUUAUUUGGUCCUUGUGUUUUGCACUA